Messenger RNA from Dromaius novaehollandiae (emu), 2311 nucleotides. RefSeq names its product MLLT11 transcription factor 7 cofactor (gene MLLT11). The transcript has 2 exons. Lineage: Eukaryota; Metazoa; Chordata; Aves; Casuariiformes; Dromaiidae. Gene Ontology annotation, biological process: positive regulation of release of cytochrome c from mitochondria; positive regulation of mitochondrial depolarization; apoptotic signaling pathway. Gene Ontology annotation, cellular component: cytosol; nucleoplasm. The record is from RefSeq and is a predicted model, not a curated record. Bases 123 to 392 code for a protein of 89 amino acids.
CCCGCUCCGAGGGGCUGCAUUGCGGUCCGGCAGCGGCAGCAGACAAAAGCCGAGCCGCGGCGCCGGCGAGCACAAAGAGCCGCUCCGUCCUCCGAGCCCCUCGUUCCUCGCACAGCCUGAAAAUGCUGGACACCAUCAGCAGCCAGUACGAUUCCUUCAUCUACUGGAGGAUGCCGAUCCCGCGACUGGACGUGGCGGAGCUGGAGGGGCUGGGGCUCAGCGACGCGGCCCUCUACAAACCCAAGGGAGGGCUGGGCAAGUUCGCCGGCGAGCGGAAACAGGCCAGCCAGGACAGCUCCGAAGAGGAGGACAGUCUGCUGCAGUUCAACAGCUUUAAUUUCUGGAGAGCUCCCAUCGCUAGCAUCAGCUCGUUAGAUUUUGAUCUAAUUUGAAGCCCUCCCUCCCCUCCCCCUGCCCCCCUGCCUUCUCUCUCUCUCUCUCUGCUAGGCAUGCAAGGAUUUGGUUUUGUUAGUUCUGUACAUUGUGAGUUUGGGGGUUGUUUUUUCUUUCCAGGCAGUUUUUGACAUUGCAAAUUAACUCAGUGGUUCACCCCGGCCCUGUUGGUGACUGAUAGUUGGGCUCUCCACACAGUUUCAGCCUCUGUCUCCACCUGUUCCCUGUUUUCUUCCCUUCCUGCAGCAAUGCUGGAAAUUCCAUGAUAGCGCAAGCAGCGGCUAACGUAGCUGGGGGCAAAUGUAAGCAGAAGGGGCAGAAACAGCCACCCAACUGCCCCCCGCGCCCAUGCCACAGAGCAGGGGACACGCGGGGAGGUGUCCGGGCACAGCCUGCACCCCGUGGCCACGACUGUGUGCGUCCCUGUGCGCCGGGACUGUGUUGUCACAGCGGGAGGGGCUGCGUUUCAGCUCGUUCCUCUCCUGCUUUUUUAAGCAACUCAUUUGUGCAAAGGGAGCAGUGCGGGACCUCCAUUAGCUGAUGGGGAUGGUCUUCGCUUUGCAGACAGCAUCCUCCCUGCUUCUCUCCCAGGGACACACAGAGACCCGUGAGGCUCUGUGUCCCGCUGGCCCAGUUUCUCCAGAUGCUGAUUUGUUCCCUGACCUUCCCCAUGGGAUAACUAAGGGCAUAUGAGUCAACUCUCUUUCUUGAAAAAAAAGUAUCCCUUAAAGCCUUGCAGCCUGAGCCCAGCCUGGAGAAACAACAGCCCAGAGGGUAAAUAUGCAGCAGCUGAAGCAUGGAAAUGCUCUAGCCUUGUUUGUGGGCAGUUAAUAGGGUUAUGGUUGGGUGUUCACUGCACUGGAUUCGAUUUUCUCCCUUUAUUAUGCCCUGCUUACCUGAGCCCAGGCCUGACUCCUGACUCGGACAGUGGCUGGGGUGCAGCGUGGGGCUGUCCCGUUUGCAGCCAGCCAGCUGGGCCGGAUGGGUAACGAGCUGAGCUGAAAGAUAGAAAAUUAAUUUGAUGUCACCCUGAAAUGAAAAUGUUUCUGGUUCCCCGCCCAAUUAUCAGCCCCUUUCAAAAUAACAACCAGAAGUGCUGCAUUCGCUCAAAUGGAAAUCUUGGCCACAUGCUGUAAAGUGUUUUGCUUGGCGGAAGUUUUAACCUGGGUUCUCGACAGGCUGAGGUCUAUUUCUCAGUGGCAUUUCGAAAUGGGGGAAGGAAAAAAAACCCCCAACUGUGAAUCAUUCUGGCUUUUACACAGGUUUUUCACAAGGUUGUUUUCUAGAGGGAGCCAAUCUGACAAGUUUGUUGUCCUGAAUGUGCUUUCUGGCUUUGAUUCAUUUCCAUGGGCCAGUUUGUGAAACUGUGAUGGAUAUUGGUGAAAUUGUGAUGUGGAGAGUCUUAAAACUGUCCUAGGAGUGAGGGGGUAGGUGAUCAGUGGGAGGCUGAGGCAGCCUGAACACCUACAAGGCUCCGAAAAGAGGCAAAUAUUGGAAAAACCUGCACUCCAUUAAAAAAAAAAAAAAAAGUGCAGCUCUCCUGUAAUCUCCAGAAAUUACCCAGCCUGCUAAUUUUAAAUCACCUAUUUUAAACCAGAGGUGAAAAAUGUAAACUCUACUAUGCGGAGCUGUUUGAUUUCUGUGUUCCAAGCUGUGGAAACUGCAGAAGUAUUUAUUAUGAAACUUUAAAUAAAAUUAUUAAAAAAAAUACACAUUCCUGUGGACACUUAAGAAUCCAUAUAGACUGGAAUCCGGCUCUUUCUGUAAUUUGCCAUUAAAUUGUUUAAAGUCUUUUUAACUGUGAACUGAAAACCGAAAUGAAAACAUGUAGCCUUGGACAUAACAUCUGUUUUUUUGGUUGGAAUGCUGGAAAUUGAAGAGGAUGCUAAAUAAAAGGCCUAUUUCUGUGCCCCCUGCA